CUUAACGUUCUAGAGUAGAUUUACUUUCACCGCAUUAUGUAUGUACUGUGCAUGUAAUAACUUUUGUUGGUACGGUAAGAACUAAUGACACAACUUCCAUUCGCUGGCAGUUUUCUUUUUUUAUUUUACUUUUGCAUGCAGAUUUCUUUCAUCGAAUAUACUGUAGUUUCACGUGUUUACAAUAUUUCACAUGUGCUGUACGUAAAUCCAUCAUUGUUCCCUAAUAAAUGUAAUUUUUUUUCACAACCUCCUACAUUGUCACUGGUUACACAGCGAAAGUUAAAACGAAAAAUUUAUGUGAAUUUCUUAAUUUUAAACACAAAUAAAAAGUACUGGUGAUCCGAUCUACAAAUUCUAUUAUUUUAGAGUCACAAAAAUUCGUAUCUAAGAUAUGUCUUAGAGUAAAAAUGCUGUAUGUAUAAUUUUUCCCUUCUUCUUUCACUCCUCGUUAAGUGUAACAAACUCGCGCAAUU
This is a messenger RNA of Rhizophagus irregularis DAOM 181602=DAOM 197198, 473 nucleotides long. Lineage: Eukaryota; Fungi; Glomeromycota; Glomeromycetes; Glomerales; Glomeraceae. The record is from RefSeq and is a predicted model, not a curated record.